Dracunculus medinensis (Guinea worm) is the source of this 579-nucleotide messenger RNA. The record is from the annotation of a GenBank genome assembly. Lineage: Eukaryota; Metazoa; Nematoda; Chromadorea; Rhabditida; Dracunculidae.
UUUCGAAGAUCCAUACUCAUUUUUCCACCAUCAGAUUUAAUUUUCAAUGCAUUCAAUCUUACUCCACUCAGUGAUGUGCGUGUAGUAAUUAUUGGUCAGGACCCCUAUCAUAACGACAAGCAAGCUCAUGGUUUAUGUUUUUCAGUGUCGAAAGGUGUUAUGCCGCCACCUUCACUUUUAAACAUUUUUAAGGAGCUAAGGGCAGAUAUACCAAAAUUCAAAAUGCCUAAUCACGGUUGUCUCGAAAGCUGGGCUCGGCAAGGUGUUUUCUUGCUCAAUGCAACGUUGACAGUGGAAGCUCAUAAAGCAAAUUCGCAUAGCCAUAUUGGUUGGCAAAAAUUUACCGAUGAAGUAAUACAGAUUAUAUCACGUAACUGUAAAGGCGUUGUAUUUCUUCUUUGGGGUGGAUUUGCUCACAAAAAAGAAAAAUUGAUCGAUGAUAAGAAACAUAUAAUAAUAAAGAAUGCCCAUCCUUCUCCACUCAGCGCUCAUAAGUUUUUGGGAUGUCGGUGCUUCUCGAAGGCUAAUAAAUCUUUAAUAAAACUGGGAAAAUUGCCUAUAGACUGGUGUAUUAUGUAA